Messenger RNA from Ornithodoros turicata, 595 nucleotides. It is a transcript of the gene RpS18, whose product is annotated as small ribosomal subunit protein uS13. Gene Ontology annotation, molecular function: RNA binding; structural constituent of ribosome. The coding region runs from base 105 to 566 and encodes 153 amino acids. Gene Ontology annotation, biological process: translation. Lineage: Eukaryota; Metazoa; Arthropoda; Arachnida; Ixodida; Argasidae. The transcript is spliced from 5 exons. Gene Ontology annotation, cellular component: small ribosomal subunit; cytosol; ribosome. The record is from RefSeq and is a predicted model, not a curated record.
ACGAUUCAUCCAUCCAACCGGAUGUGGAGCGUGUGUUGUGUCAACCGUGAACCCUUGUGGUGCCUCUUCACUUCCUUUUCAUUUCCGGCGUUGUGGGUUCUAAAAUGUCGCUGGUUAUCCCAGACAAGUUUCAGCACAUUUUGCGUGUCCUGAACACGAAUAUUGAUGGACGGCGUAAGGUGAUGUUCGCCCUUACCGCGAUCAAGGGUGUCGGACGACGCUUCUCAAACAUGGUGUGCAAAAAAGCUGACGUGGACCUGAAUAAGAGGGCGGGUGAACUUUCGGAGGAGGAGGUUGAGAAACUGAUAACUAUUAUGUCGAACCCACGCCAGUACAAGAUUCCAGACUGGUUUCUUAACCGUCAAAAGGACAUAAAAGAUGGCAAGUACAGCCAAGUGACUUCAAACGCACUGGAGAACAAGCUCAGAGAGGAUCUUGAGCGGCUGAAGAAGAUCCGAGCUCACAGAGGUCUGCGACACUUCUGGGGCCUCCGUGUUCGUGGCCAGCAUACGAAGACCACUGGCAGAAGGGGCAGGACUGUUGGUGUCUCCAAAAAGAAGAACUGAGAAAGUCAAUAAAUGCAUAGUUCAAAGCA